Messenger RNA from Caenorhabditis briggsae, 234 nucleotides. The record is from RefSeq and is a predicted model, not a curated record. Lineage: Eukaryota; Metazoa; Nematoda; Chromadorea; Rhabditida; Rhabditidae. The transcript has 3 exons. The coding region runs from base 1 to 234 and encodes 77 amino acids.
AUGGCUGACGCUGCGAAGAACGCUCUCUCUUCCAUCUUCGACAAGACCAAGGACGUACUGUCCACGGCUGCUGAUGCCACGAAGGGAUAUGCUUCGCAGGCCCAGCAAGCUAUUGGAAAGAUCAUUCCAGGAGCUAACCAUGAGUCGGACCCGAACGCUGCCGUCGCCGCUGCUCAAGCCGCGUCUGGACAACCAGGAGACGUCAACGUGGGCGGUGUCCCACCAGCUCAAUAG